GAGACAGAGGCGCACGUGGAAGGCCCAAAUAAGCAGUUUCCGCUACUUAUUGGGAAUAUAUGAAUACUCAUCAAACAAACUAAACAAACCAUUAUUAACUAACUAAUUCAAUCCAAACUGAAAAACAAAACCAAAAAAAAUCAUUCAAUUUUUCGAGAAUUGCAGUCUCGAUUAUUGCGUUGUUGUUGUUGAAGAUUCGGUCAUUGCUGCCGAUUGUGCAUUGCGAGCUUCACUGAGGGGGUUAGAGAGAGAGAGAGAAAAACAAUGAGAGAUGAAGAAGCCUCGCAGCGUUGAGCCGACGAAACUCAAUCACAAAUCCUCAAGAAAUAGGGCUCACAAACUCGAUUGCGACAAGAAAGCUGCCAAGAAAAGCUUCUACGACCUCUCCAUUCCCCUCUUCUUCUCCUUCUGGUGUGGCGUUGUGUUGUUUCAUGCUAAAUUUGGCAUCACUCGUGGAAAUGAAGGUGAUUUGCUUGCGUGUGGGGGCGAGUGUCUCGAUGAGAAGUUGCGUAACAAUACUGUUCAUGUUUCAGAAAAUGGAUAUGAGAGUCUCCCUAACCCUAAUGGAGUGGUGAUGGAGCAAGAUGUGUCUGUGAUUGUUGAGGAUUUCUCCAUUCGUGAUGUCCAUCCAAAUGUGGAAGACUUGAUCAGUGGUACUGGUGAGUUAGAGGAGCUCUUGUCGAUUAUGCUAGGCUAUGAUUCGUUUACGUGCCAAAUGGAGCCACACGAAGAAGUUGGGAAAAGUGAGCCACAAGCACAGAAUGGGAGGAUUCACUUGACUUACCCCAAUCUUGAUGAGUUCAAGUACAUUUCCUCCAAAGGGAAGAGUGGUUCGCCUCGCCAGCUUGUGAACAUCACCCACCGCCUUGAGCCCGAUGGGACGCCCUACAACUACGCCUCAGCUUCAAAGGGUGCAAAAGUGGUUGCUCAUAAUAAGGAAGCCAAGGGAGCCAGCAACAUACUGGAUAAGGACGACGAUAAGUAUCUGAGGAACCCCUGCUCAGUCGGGGGAAAGUUUUUCAUCAUUGAGCUCGCUGAUGAAACUCUGAUUGAUGCUGUCAAAAUAGCGAAUUUUGAGCAUCACUCCUCUAAUUUCAAAGAUAUCGAGCUCUAUGGGAGCUUGGUGUACCCGACUGAGGCGUGGGAUACGUUGGGGUCCUUUGUUGCUGCAAACUCCAAGCAUGUCCAGUGUUUUAAGCUGCCUGAACCAAAAUGGGUUCGUUAUUUGAAAGUGAAUUUGCUGAGCCAUUACGGCUAUGAUUUCUACUGCACGCUAAGUGUCGUGGAGGUUUUUGGAGUUGAUGCUAUUGAACAGAUGCUUGAAGAUCUUAUUAUACCUUCUGGGGAUUCUUCUGCUAAUGGAUUGCCAAAUCCCAAUUCGACCGCACUGCCUUCAGCACCAGAACUGAGCUCCAACAGCUCUGCAAACGGUGAUGUUGCUCGUCCUGUCGUGGAACCUGUCAGUAGGAAGGGGGUGGGAAGUGUCGAUGAGGGGAAAAAUCUCACUCUGGAUAUUCCGAAGAAACCGGUUUCUGCAAGUGGUUCGGCUGAUCUCUUGCAGAAGGUCAGGCAGCUUCCUAAUAGCAGAUUGCACGCUGAUGCUGCCCUCAAGGUCGUGUUACAGAAGGUGAGAUCACUCGAGCUGAACCUGUCGGUGCUGGAGGAGUACAUCAAAGAACUUAACAGAAGACGGGUAGAUUAUUUGCCCGAGCUCGACAAAGAGCUGAAUAAGUUCUCUACUCUUCUGGAGAGGACAAAGUUGGAGAUGAAAAAUCUCUUGGAGUGGAAGGAGAUAAUGGAAAGAGGAAUUCUCGAGCUGGAGUCGUGGAGAACUGUCGUCUCAACGCAAAUGGAAAUCUUGGUCAAUCAAAACAGCAUGCUGAGAUUGGAGGUUGAGAAGGUUGUGCAAGAUCAAGUGAGUUUGGAGAACAAAGGGCUGGCCAUUUUCUCGGUGAGCUUUUGUUUCGCCAGCGUUGCUGUUGUCAAGAUGAUUCUCGAGAGGGUAGCGAAGCAGUUUCGCGCCCCAGCGUCUGGUGCAGCGUCGAAUGGAGGUUGGAUUUUAGUUCUCAUCUUCUGUAGUAUGACAAUGCUUAUUCCUCUACUCUACGGUUAGUUUUCCUCAAUUUUGUGUCUCACUCUCUUCGCUUGAGCUCUCUCCAUUACUCUACUCUACGGUUAGUUUUCGCCUAAUUGUAAUGGUUUAUUGCUUUGCAUAUAUAUAUACAAAUCAAAGAGUUUGCAAUUUCAUAUUAGGUUUUUUUUACUGUUGUGAAUUCCUAACCUUAAUAUAUCAUGCCUUUCUUCGAUUUUCA
This is a messenger RNA of Salvia miltiorrhiza (redroot sage), 2312 nucleotides long. RefSeq names its product SUN domain-containing protein 5. The record is from RefSeq and is a predicted model, not a curated record. The transcript is spliced from 4 exons. The coding region runs from base 272 to 2113 and encodes 613 amino acids. Gene Ontology annotation, cellular component: cytoplasm; membrane. Gene Ontology annotation, biological process: protein folding in endoplasmic reticulum. NCBI's taxonomy places the organism in Eukaryota, Viridiplantae, Streptophyta, Magnoliopsida, Lamiales, Lamiaceae.